UGGAUACUCUGCGCCCUAAUCCAGCUCAACGAUAAAAUCAGAACUCAUUUUCUUACUUGCCCGGCAAGCAAAGUUAUGGAAACGUAAACCGCCAAGAAAACGGCACCGAAUGAGGUGGGCGGUGGGUCUAUAUCUGAGACUUGUUUGAACGAUCCUGUUGCGUGGUAGUACACAGAAUAUUGUUGUUGUGCCGGUUUUGUUUGGGCUUUAAUGGAGCUUUGAAUCUCAGCGGUUUAUAUUUCAGUUUUCAUUUCAAUGUUGUAAACUUUUUAUAGAAUAGAAGGAAAAAUAAUUCUUUGCUCCGCUUUAAAAUGGAUGCCAAAGGACAGCUUCUGUGUCCAUCAUUCCUCGACAAAGCCAAAUUGAAGCGAAAGAGGGCUGUAAUCUCUUAUGUGAAUGCGAACAAGCGGUCAUUAAUGUCCCCUGCAAAAAGGCCCAAAAUGCCCAACGGAUUUAUUAACUGUUGCUCCGACGAGAAGGCGGUUGUGGAAAAUUACAGUAGUUUUAAAAGAAGCGGCAUUCCGGCCCGUGUUAUGUAUUUCUGCGAGGGCGACUGGAUGGAUUUCCCGUCUGAAAUUGCUGUGCUGGUCAAGCAGGCUUUGCAAGACGGUAAGACAGCUGUGGAGGUCACCGUUGACGGUGUUUCGUGCUUGUUGGAUUUUCUGUAUAUGUUACAGAUUGAUCUAAAAUCGGGCGCGCAGAGAUCCAUUGCCUGGAUAGACAUUGAUGGAAAAUGUUUUUCCCCGAGAAUUGUCUGUCACGGGAUGGGAGAAUUGAGUUCUCUGUCUGUUGACCUCAGAUUCCAUGGCGCCGAUGUAUUGGGUGUCGAAAAUUGUAAAGUAGUUACUGAAGAUCCGAAAUUUGUCAAAGCGGAGCAGGGUUCUUCUGCUAGGGUUUGCGCUGCAAAUGAGGCUUUUGAGGGCGCGGGAGACAAUUUGAUUAAGCUGGUUGAUGAUGAUCGGGAAUUUGCGGAUGUGAGAAACAAGUUUUUAGCUGGUCUUAAAACGCUUGCCACUUUUACAAGCGUUAUUGGAAUUUAUCGCAACUCGCAUCGCAGUGUUUCUGGGCGAUCCCGAUUGCAUGUUUUUCAGCGGUCCGUGGAUAUCAUUACCAGAAAGAAUGGAGGUGAUGGAAAUAUCCAAUAUGCCUGGCACGGAACCUCUAGGGAUGGUGUCUGUGGUAUAAUAAAGCAUGGUUUUGGGCAGCCUAUGAUCCCUAAACAUGGUGCGGUUCUUGGUAAAGGAGUCUACCUUGCACCUGCAAAUUGCUCGUAUGUUAGUGCAUUAUACUCUGAUAUUGACGAAAAUGGUGAACAACACAUGAUGAUGUGUCGCGUAAUAUUGGGGCAUACGGAGCUGGUGAAGCCUGGCUCACGGCAAUGCCAUCCUAGUAGUGAAGAUUUCGAUACUGGCGUAGAUGAUCUUACUAAUCCAAGGCGUUAUAUCGUCUGGAGUACACACAUGAACACGCAUAUAUUGCCAGAAUAUGUUGUUAGCUUUAGGGUUUCUCCCCAUUUACAUGAGCAUUGGUCUAGAUUCAAAGCAAGACAACAUGCAAUACCAAUGCUUGAGACUGAUGGAGGUCGGCAGUCUUAUCCCGGUUUAGAUAAGAAAUCAGAGCAGCCUUGUCCUACUUUAAUAAAGGAAUCACGACAUAAUAUGCAUCUCCCGAUGCCAACUUCUGCUUGCGUGUCAUUUCCAAGAUUUUUUAACUUCCUUGACAAAUUCCUAUCUUCAUCAAGUAUCAGUAUGCUGAAGAAGCAUCGUGCUGAUUACGAGGAAAGAAAAAUUAGUCGAGAAGACCUCAUAAGAAGCGUGAGAAUGAUUGCUGGUGAUAGGCUGGUUAUUGCAGCUCUAACAAUGUUUAGAGGUCAAGUACAUCCUUCAAUGGAUGAAAAGAUCAGUGCUGGACCAAAAAAUUUAGCCGCUGGUGGCUUCGAAGUUUCGAACAAUGUUACUGAAAGUUCAUCGAUGCGACUCAAAAGUUGAUCUCUACAUAGGUUAUACAGAAGACAAUCUUGCGAACAAUGUUGCUGAACGUUCAUCGAUGGAACUCAAAACUUGAUCUCUUUAAACAGAAGACCUUCUUUCCGUCAAACAUGGAGAAUGAUAAUGUAUCAUUUUUGGAAGCUCCAGAUUUUUGACUGUAUGUUGCCAAGCUGCUUGUGAUUUAGGUAAUAUCGAGACUAGGGGAGGUCCUUAUGUAAACUAGUUUUGAUAAAUAGGGUCAUGGUCCUGACUCCUUGAUGACAGGAGUGACAUUUUGGAACAACUAUCCCAUUUUAUUUUGUGCAUGCCUCUAUAUAUUACACUUAUUUCGCAAUUAAAUUGGAGCGAUGCGAUCUGAUGGUUGGAUUUCGA
Cryptomeria japonica (Japanese cedar) is the source of this 2360-nucleotide messenger RNA. RefSeq names its product probable inactive poly [ADP-ribose] polymerase SRO2. The transcript has 5 exons. Gene Ontology annotation, molecular function: NAD+ poly-ADP-ribosyltransferase activity. Lineage: Eukaryota; Viridiplantae; Streptophyta; Pinopsida; Cupressales; Cupressaceae. The record is from RefSeq and is a predicted model, not a curated record. Bases 312 to 1988 code for a protein of 558 amino acids.